AUGAUAUCUCUCGACGAGAUAAAAUGUAGCGUAGUACCAAUAAAUGAAGAAGGAAUUAAAGGAAAAGAGGAGAUUGUUGUUUUUGUUGAGCAGUUUGUUAAAGAUGUUUGUAAUUUUAGUUCUCAGUACGGAAGUAAUCUUAGUAUUUCGUAUACAGCUUAUAAUAUUGCUGGAAAUCCAAGUAAAUUUCCUGACUAUGGGGAUUUUCCACAUGCUUUUGUUAUGAGAACGUACGGACAAUGGUGGGACAAAGCACCUUCAAGAUUAAUAGACUAUAUGCCACAGAACAAUGUGAAUGUCAUAAGCCAGGAUUAUAUAGAUCUAGAAUAUUUUCAAGAGGUAUAUCCAAUUAGAGUUUCGAUAUAUGAAACUUACAAUCCUGGAAGUGUAGUUGGGAUUUGGGCACAAAAUCCUGAGGGCAAAUGGUAUCAAUUAUGGAAUGGAUUUCCUCAAGUUGUGCCACAUAAGCCAAGAAUAUUUUCUCCAUAUUUGCAACUAUGUAAUUUUAAAACAAAAAUGAUAAGACUGGAAUUUAAUCAUAGUUUAUUAGACUAUUAUACAGAAUUAGACGCUGUGUUACUUAUUGGUACAUCAAAGUUAAUUGUACCUAAUAACUUACAUAAUCAAACUUUGAAUGAUCUAUCACAACAAUUAGGUUACCUUAAACAAAGUGAUGAUGACAAAUAUAAUUUAACACCAGAUUAUUUAAAAGCAAACCAGGAUUUAACAGGUCUUAAAAAAAUGCUUUCUAAACACUGUAAACUUUAUAAGAGCAAAAUAAUAGAUAAUGUAUCCAAGGGUAAAUUAGUGUCGAAAAUAGGUAAACACUACCAAUUUGUUCCUCCUAUAGAAGAAGCAUUCAAUAGUUUACAACAAUUUUUGCAAGAAGAUUUUCCAAAACUUAUUAAAGAUAUUCAUCAUUCAAUACCAAAUACUUUAACUGAACAAAAUAACCUUUUUCAAGAAAGAUUUCUAGUAUCUUCAACUGAUUUUGAAAAUCAACCAUGUGGCAGUUUUUCAACACUUCCAGAUGAAACUGUAUUAAAAAUUUUGAAAAAUUUAGAUUUGAGAUCAUUGUGUUGUUUAUGUAGAGUAAAUAGACACUUUAACAACAUUGCAAGGGAUGCUUUAUUAUAUACAAGUCUUAAUUUAAAACCUUACUGGCAUUGUUUAAAUACAUCUGCAUUAAAUAGUUUAGCAUCUAGAUGUCAUUAUUUACAACAACUAGAUCUUUCUUGGUGUGGAAAUUAUGAUAUGAUUAAAUAUCAAGAUUUUAUAUAUUUUCUCCAUACAUGUGGAACUGUUUUGACACAUUUGAGACUAAAUUGUUGUCAAUUUGUAAAUGAUGCUAUUAUUCUUGAAAUUUCAAAAGUGUGUAAAAAUUUAAAAGAAUUGUGUUUAUGUAAUUGUAUGGGUGUAACAAAUCAAGGAUUUACAAAGCUUGAAAAUUUAAAGUUUCUUGAGCGUUUGGAACUUUAUAGAACAAGUAUUGAAACUUCUACGGUAUGUUCUAUUUUAAAAAAGAACACAGAAAUACGACAUUUAAAUUUAGCAGGAAAUUCUUGUCCACAUUUAGAAAGUGUAGAUUUUUGGAAAUCACAGACUUUAACUCCACAUGGGGUUAGAGCUUUGUCCCACUGUACCAAGCUACGAGAAGUGGAUUUUGGAUGGUGUGGUGGGAUUGGAGCUCCUGGUGAUUCCUUACGAGCAUUAUUAUUUUCCUGUCGUUACCUGGAAAAGGUAUUUUUAGCAGCGCUUAGAGGAUUAACAGAUCGUGACUUAGAACCACUUUUAUUAUGUCAACGACUACAACAAUUGGACUUGUUAGGAGCUCGUUCUCUUACUCCUGAUAUAUGUUAUGGAAUUUUAUUAUUUUGUCCAAAAUUAGAAAUGAUUGAUCUUAGUUUCUGUGAAGGUAUUAACGAUCUUAUAGUGCAAGAAUGGCAUCAACAAUAUCCACAUGUAUCUAUUAAAAGAAGUUUUCAAAGAUUAAUGCUGUAA
Eufriesea mexicana is the source of this 2001-nucleotide messenger RNA. It is a transcript of the gene Fbxl4, whose product is annotated as F box and leucine-rich-repeat gene 4. Lineage: Eukaryota; Metazoa; Arthropoda; Insecta; Hymenoptera; Apidae. The record is from RefSeq and is a predicted model, not a curated record. Bases 1 to 2001 code for a protein of 666 amino acids. Gene Ontology annotation, biological process: SCF-dependent proteasomal ubiquitin-dependent protein catabolic process. Gene Ontology annotation, molecular function: protein binding. The transcript has 8 exons. Gene Ontology annotation, cellular component: SCF ubiquitin ligase complex.